AUGGCGGAUCUUCCGGUCUUCGACGGGGCCAUUGGCAUUGACCUUGGCACCACCUACUCCUGCGUUGCCAACUACGAAGGCACCAAUGUUGAGAUCAUUGCCAAUGACCAGGGUAGCUACACCACCCCCUCCUUCGUCUCCUUCACCGACAAGGAGCGCUUGAUUGGUGAGGCCGCAAAGAACCAGGCCGCCAUGAACCCGAAGAACACCGUCUUCGACAUCAAGCGCCUGAUCGGUCGCCGAUUCGAUGACCCCAUUGUCAAGAAGGAUGUUGAAUCUUGGCCUUUCAAGGUCGUUGACCAGGGUGGAAGCCCCGCUGUGGAGGUCGAAUAUCUCGGAGAGAACAAGACUUUUACCCCCCAGGAAAUCUCCUCCAUGGUCCUCAUGAAGAUGAAAGAAGUUGCCGAGACCAAGCUCGGCAAGAAGGUCGAGAAGGCUGUGAUCACUGUCCCGGCUUACUUCAACGACAACCAGCGCCAGGCCACCAAGGAUGCUGGUGCUAUUUCCGGCCUGAACGUUCUCCGGAUCAUCAACGAGCCUACUGCGGCCGCUAUUGCUUACGGCCUGGGCUCCGGAAAGUCCGACAAGGAGCGUAACGUGCUGAUCUAUGACUUGGGUGGUGGUACUUUCGAUGUCUCCCUGCUGAACAUUCAGGGUGGUGUCUUCACUGUCAAGGCUACUGCUGGUGACACCCACCUUGGUGGUCAGGACUUUGACACCAACCUGCUCGACUUCUUCAAGAAGGAGUUCCAGCGCAAGACUGGCAAGGAUCUCUCAGGCGACUCGCGCGCCCUUCGUCGUCUCAGAACCGCUUGCGAGCGUGCUAAGCGUACUCUGUCCAACGCCACCCAGACUACCGUUGAGAUUGAUUCGCUCUUCGAUGGCGAGGACUUCAACUCUUCGAUCACCCGGGCUCGUUUCGAGGACCUCAACGCCAAGUCCUUCUCCGGCACCCUUGAUCCCGUGCAGCAGGUCCUCAAGGACUCUGGCAUCGAGAAGAGCAAGGUUGACGAGAUCGUCCUUGUUGGUGGCUCGACCCGUAUUCCUCGCAUCCAGAAGCUCCUGAGUGACUUCUUCGAUGGCAAGAAGCUGGAGAAGAGCAUCAACCCAGAUGAAGCCGUUGCCUACGGUGCCGCCGUUCAGGCCGGUAUUCUCUCGGGUAAGGCUACCUCGGCCGAGACCCAGGAUCUGCUGCUGCUUGACGUUGUUCCCCUCUCUCUCGGUGUUGCCAUGGAGGGUAACAUCUUUGCCCCUGUUGUGGCCCGUGGCCAGACUGUUCCCACCAUCAAGAAGCGCACCUUCACCACCGUGGUGGACAACCAGACUACCGUCCAGUUCCCCGUUUUCCAGGGUGAGCGUACCAACUGUGCUGACAACACUUCCCUUGGCGAGUUCACUCUGGCUCCCAUUCCUCCUAUGCGGGCUGGUGAGGCUGCCCUCGAGUGUGUUUUCGAGGUCGACGUCAACGGUAUCCUGAAGGUCACCGCCACCGAGAAGUCCUCCGGCCGCACUGCCAACAUCACUAUCUCGAACGCGGUUGGCAAGCUGUCAAGCACUGAGAUCGACCAGAUGAUCGAUGACGCCGCCAAGUUCAAGUCCAGCGACGAGGCUUUCACCAAGCGCUUCGAGUCUCGCCAGCAGCUUGAGUCCUACAUCUCCCGUGUUGAAGAGAUUGUCUCUGACCCGGGCAUGUCCAUGAAGCUGAAGCGCGGCAACAAGGAGAAGAUCGAAUCAGCCCUCAGCGAUGCCAUGGCCCAACUGGAGGUCGAGGACUCCACCCCGGAUGACCUCAAGAAGAAGGAGCUGGCUCUGAAGCGCCUGAUAACCAAGGCCAUGGCUACGCGGUAA
This is a messenger RNA of Penicillium alfredii, 1848 nucleotides long. It is a transcript of the gene hscA, whose product is annotated as putative Hsp70 chaperone (HscA). The record is from RefSeq and is a predicted model, not a curated record. NCBI's taxonomy places the organism in Eukaryota, Fungi, Ascomycota, Eurotiomycetes, Eurotiales, Aspergillaceae. The coding region runs from base 1 to 1848 and encodes 615 amino acids. Gene Ontology annotation, molecular function: misfolded protein binding; ATP-dependent protein folding chaperone; ATP hydrolysis activity. The transcript is spliced from 7 exons. Gene Ontology annotation, biological process: vesicle-mediated transport; protein refolding; cellular response to unfolded protein. Gene Ontology annotation, cellular component: cytoplasm; nucleus; plasma membrane.